GGGGCCACAUGAACAGUGUCACUCGGAGAGGACACACAGACACUUCACUGCAGAGACGGUUCUGGUGAGGAUGAUGGCAAAGCUUCUGUAUGUCCCCAUGAUGGUGCUGCUCAUGACGAACUCUGGACUCGCAUCACCACCAACAGCUGCACCAUGGAUCACCACGACAGGUAUCACACACACACACACCUGUCUCUAAACUUCCCUCCUACUAACCGCCUACCUGAGUUCAAUACUUGAUCCUGAUUGGUCAAACACGUUACUGGCAUCAAAUUUACAACAAGUUUAUAGUUAUAAUGAAAAAUGAACAACUUCAGUCCCAGUAUUUGAUCAGUUGUCUUUGCAGUGUUCUCAUAUAAAUGUGAAUUCAAAUGACUCGUAAAGCAUCAAAAUCUGCUAAAUUAAAGCUUCUGCCUCUUCUGUUUUUUUCUCUUUUGCAACUAAUGAUCUAUCGGAAGUCAUAUACUUUAUAACAAUAAAUGUGAGAUGAAAAUCUGAUUUCAGUCGUCAUGAAUUUAAACAACAACUUUUAGAAACAAAAAAUAUUUUUUUGCACCGGGAUAAAAAAGUUAUAUUCCAAAAUGAGACCCUACAGAGAUUGUCUUGCUUUUGGAGCUGGCCCCAGUGGACACUUGAGGAACUGCAGCCACACUUUUGCAUUUGCUUAUUUUCUAUCAACUAGCACCAAAGCUUCCAAAAUAACACAAUGCUGUUUUUGGUCUUCUGACAUAAUUUAUCAAUGAUUAUAUAACAUUUCUCAGCAACAAUGCAGCAACACAACACAUUCUUGUUGAGCCAAUACUUCCUUGUCAGGUAAAAUGUGUGAAUUAUCCACUAAAUGAAGGAAAGCAUGUGUGAGAAAGACUAUUACAUUGUUUUUUUACGCCAUUUUAAAAUUUCUUAUUUUUGUGUCUCCAACCCUUUUUUCUACCAGGACCUUCUGGAACAAAUUUGGGUGGGAAAAUGAUUACGUCCAAACGAGGGAUAUCCCUUUAUUCACCCAACUUAACCCCCCCGUCUACUUCCCAGCCUGUCUCUUCAAACUACAACCACAGCUACAACACCGCCCAGCCUAACACCAUCAAACCUACAAACUCAACCAGAGGUACUGAGAAGAAACCUAAAAUGUUUCAUGAAAUUUUCUGAAACAGAUGAAGCACUAAAAUGUUUUUAACGUAAUGUGUUAAAACAAUCCUCUUCAAUCUCUCUUUAUCCGCACCUCUGCAGGUGUGUCCGUGUGUCUUCGUCUCACCUUCGAUUACAGGGACACCCCGUUCACACUCUUCACCCUCAGUCCGUCUUCCAGUCCUCUUGCACUGCGGAUGUAUGACAGUGGUCGAUUUAUACUUUCUCAUGACGUCUACGGUAGAACCAACAUUUACCUGGUGCCUGACAUAAAAUUGUGGACAACCAGCUCUCCUGAGGUCUGGACUAGGAUUUGUGUCACUGUGGACAGUGAGAAGAAUGUGGCCCAGAUGUUCAGCGACUUUAACAUGAGCAUCAGGAAGAUGCUUUACGCUCAGGUGAGAACAGAGUAGCUCAAACUGAAGUCUUCUUUGACAGCAAGUCUUUACCUCACAGCUGGAAAACAGGCAGGUCCUCAGCAGCAGAAUGUCUGCAGCAGUGAAUCAGAGGAACCUACAAGAAGAUGGAGCUCAGGGACUCCUAGAAAAGACUGAGUGUUAGUGACUCUGAUGGGACAAGAAGAUCCAGUUAAACGUCAGUCACAGACAGACAAAGAAUGGAAAAGGAGAGACUGGAGCUCAAUGUGCCAGUAUCCUCAUCAGGCUGAACCUGUAGCAGCAUAACUAAGAGCUGGCCCAGACCUGAACCAGGUCUAACCCUGAGGUUCAUCACAGAGGAACGUUAACAGUUAAAGGUAGAGAGGUUGUCAGCCCCCGGACCUAGAUGAUUCCAGAGGAGAGGGUCCUGGUGACUAAAAACUCUACCACCCAGACCACUUUUAGAGACUUUGGGUUUGAUGUGCAGGACUGCAUGUGGGGGUCUCACAUGUUCUGGGUAACAGGGAACUAGGAGCUCCUUUAGAUAUGACGGUGCCAGACCAUGAAGAGCUUUGUAGGUCAGGAGAGGAACUGAACUCAUUCAAUCUUCAUUAUGUCACACUAAUAUUUCUGUGUGUGUGUGUGUGUGUGUGUGUGUGUGUGUGUGUGUGUGUGUGUGUGUGUGUGUGUGUGUGUGUGUGUUCAGUAUGUGUGGUCAGGAGAGCCUGUGAUUGAUAUUCCAGGUUUCAGUGGUCAGGUGACAGACCUCCAGGUGUGGGAUUAUCCUCUCAGCUACCAGGAAGUCUACAGUUACAUGAUCAGUGGCGUCUAUUUGUACGUACCUCUAUGUGAUUACAAUAUGUGUGUGUGUGUUAGAAAGCACAGCAGUCCAAGCUGUAUCUCACAAGCCUAAACACCUUCUACACAUCUGUUCACCUUCAAAUAUCUAUCUACAGAGGUGUGAGAAGUUAGAGCCCCUGUGAGGAGUUUUUUAAGGUUUAUAAAAUAAAACUGGAAUUAAGACUCAUGUGCUUUUAUGAUGCACAAAAAGCAAACAGGACCAUCAGCAACAAGACUGAACAUUUUUAAACAGUAAUUUUAAAGGGCCUCAGAUUGGUGCGAGGGGGUAGUUGUCAGUCUGUUUCCAGACAACAUACUUGAAGGGUGUGAUUGUCAUGUGAUCGUUUCUUUCAGGUCUCCUCCCGGUAACGUCCUCACCUGGUCCUCCAUCAGUUACUCUUUCAGAGGAAAUGCACUAUUGGAGGACAUCUAUGAGGAGCAAGCCAAGCAACCAAGCAGCAGCCGGAGAGGGACAGGGCGAUGCCGAAAAGCAGGGAAGGAGACCAAGAAGCCUGUCACGGGUGGCAAAAAUAAAGAAUAACAAAAUCAGCAAACAGGGGCCUGUGUGAACAGCACCAUCCUCUGUUUUCAAGUAACAGAGGCAGGUCAACAGUUUGUAUGUAAUCAUGUUUUCAAGACCUGAUAAGAAACUAGCCUUUAAAAAUAAAUUGGUAUGAACAUGUUUGACCUUCCAGUGUUUUGCCAUUUUGUAUAUAAGAAAACAGAAUUGGCUGACACAGUAUUUCUGUCAAGUGUACAUUUAGCAAUACAUAAGCACUGUACAUAAGCAAUAAUCAUGCAACUGAGAGUCCAGACCCCCUUGAUAGUUAAAGAUUCAGUCUAAGAUUUAGGAGUAUAUAGCUUUAAUAAAUCAACAACUGCCUAGGAGUUAAAUAGUUUUCAACCAAUAAAAAAUAGGACUUAGGAGCUAGAAAAAUAGCUCAACACUUAAACAUGCUGUUCAUUAAAUACACAGUGAAACUUGGCAACAAGGACGUGGAGAUGAAUUAUGACCCUUUUGGCUCUCCAUAUAUAAUGUCAACCGUAUCAGGGCUGCAGUGACAAACAGAUCCUGUGGAGGUUUCAUCCUUACAAGGAAAGUAAGCAGACAGGCCUGAGUGCAACAGGUCAGAGAGACUUCAGAUGGAUAAACAGUCAAGCACAGUGUUUAUGAAACAGCAGGAGAUGAUUUGUGAUCCUUUUGGGGGUUUUGGCAUGUGGGGGAUACAGAAACUUCAAGAUUCAGAUUCAGAUUCAGACAACUUUAAGGACAAUUCAUUUCACAGUUACCCUGCCGUUUGAUCCAUCCAAUCACACAAACCCGCAGACAAACACACCAGACAAGUGCAAGACAUUAAUAGCAGCCAGUACACAACCACAUUCCCUUGUCAGUACUCACAGAUCAGCAGGAUCAACACUGAAUAGCUAAAUAAGUACAAUAAGCAGUAAGUUCCACAGAGCAAUGGUUAAAAUACAGUAAGAUCCACAAGUAUGAGACACAAGAUAAGAAAUAAAACACUCCUGAAGCUCGAGUUCAGCACAGGCCACAUAUGACCAUAUAUGAGGCUUCUUACCUCUUAGCUGAUGCUGAAUUUACGCCUGAACUGAACUUGUGCAAAUUUUCCUGAAAAUUUUCUUGUCAGCAGGAAAAAAAAGGUUGUAAUGUAAAGUUUAGAAUAAAGGCGUAUGUUACAAGUUGUUACAAAACAGCAUUAUAUAGCUGAUUGUUGACUAAAUUAACAACUUUAAAAAUUUUGCCAUAACCUUGUUCUCAUGAAAACACAAUUUUACACCGACUUUAUACUGGUGAGAAAACUAUAUAAAAGAUAAUCUUAAAAAAGAAAUUCUAUUCUUCAAAAAAAAAUAUUCUACCAAAUAUGAAAAAAAAAAAAAAAAAA
This is a messenger RNA of Xyrichtys novacula (pearly razorfish), 4240 nucleotides long. NCBI's taxonomy places the organism in Eukaryota, Metazoa, Chordata, Actinopteri, Labriformes, Labridae. The record is from the annotation of a GenBank genome assembly.